AUGGAGGAAGAAGAAGAAGCUCAACCAACAAAAGGUUAUUUUCCAGUUCUAGUAGGAAAAGAGGGGAUGAUGGAGAAAUUUUUGAUAGCCACAAAGCUAAUCAAGCAUCCUUUCAUUGUUCAGUUGCUCGAAAUGUCAGCUAAAGAGUACGGGUACAGGCAAGAGGGAUUACUAAAGAUUCCAUAUGAUGCCAAUUGCUUUAAGAAGAUGCUCAAGCUCAUAUCCAAGAAAUAG
Molecule: messenger RNA, 234 nt
Organism: Dovyalis caffra
Lineage: Eukaryota; Viridiplantae; Streptophyta; Magnoliopsida; Malpighiales; Salicaceae
Source: the annotation of a GenBank genome assembly